This is a messenger RNA of Miscanthus lutarioriparius, 771 nucleotides long. The record is from the annotation of a GenBank genome assembly. Lineage: Eukaryota; Viridiplantae; Streptophyta; Magnoliopsida; Poales; Poaceae.
AUGGAAGCGAACGAGGAGGCGAGGGACUGGGCGGAGCUGCCGAGGGACGCGUUGCUGGCCGUGCUCCAUAGGCUGCACCAUGAAGACGUGCUCACGGGGGCCGGGCAGGUGUGCCGCCCCUGGCGCCGCGCGGCGCGGGACGAGCCCGAGCUGUGGCGCCGCAUCGACCUGCGCCGCCGUGCCGCGCUCUCCACGCCCAUCGUCCACCUAGACGCGAUGGCGCACGUUGCCGUGAUGCAUAGCGCGGGACGGUGCGAGGCCUUCUGGGCCAAGGACUUCGUCGACGACACCUUCAUCGUCUUCCUCAGUCGUCGGGCCCCCAAACUGAAGAGCCUCUGCCUCAUCUCCUCCAACAUCUCGACGCAGGCCUGCCCGCUCCUGAAGCGGCUCCGGCUGAGCAAGUACCGCUUCCACCGGCGGUCAGCCGUCGGCGACAGCGAAGCCAUGGAGAUCGCCAAGAUGCGCGACCUCCGGUGCCUGCAGCUCUUAGGCAACAGCAUCAGCAACGUCGGCCUCGCGGCUAUCCUCGGAGGCUGCGCGCGUCUGGAAUCCCUCGACAUCCGCCACUGUUUCGACGUCGAGAUGAACGAUGAGACGCGCGUUAUGUGUGCCAGGCUGCAGACGCUGAGGCUACCAGACGACAGCAUGGACGGGUACGACCUCAGCUUUGGCAGCCCUGAGAUGAACCCAGGGAUCCCUGGAUUGGGUUUUCCUGACAAUCCUGUAAUGAACUUCGGUUUUCGUGGAGAUAUACUCUGGGAUUCAUGGUAG